GCUAAUUAACAUCGCGUCAUCAUAUCGACGUGGUUGCCACUUGUUACACGCGGGAAUGUUAAUCUGAGCUUAUCGAGGAAAGCACAAUCUUCCAUCAGUUCACGGAAGUUCCGUAUCAAGUAGUAGCCUGAUCCCAGCCACGCCAGCGACAGAACUGAUAAAGCGUACAACAACAUAGCGACAUGACCGGGCCGGGCGCCGUUCCUCCGGCACUCAUCGCACGAUGGGUGCAGGCGCUGCCGCGCGCGCUGCUGCCGGCCGCCGCGGCUGUGCCCUGGACCGCGGGCUUCCUCAACCACGCCAACAGCUGUAUCGUCACUAACGACCGCCCAGCGAGCUCUGACUCAGAGCGAAACGAGCGCGUCGCCGAAGCCAGCUCCAGCCACAGCACCGGCGUGACUGCUGCGGCCCUCCGCCACGGCGCUGCGCUUCGCCUGGGCUUCGGCACUGCAGCGCGCAAGGGCUGGGCCAUGCCAGCCGCCGACGGCUUCCCGCGCCUCAACCGCGGCUUCGCCGCGUCGGCGCCUCCGCUGGCGGCAGCCGCAGCGGCUGCAGAGCCGGCGGCGCCAUCCGGCCAGCCCACCGGCGCCAGCGGCACCAGCGGAAGCGGCAGUUCGCCGUCGCCGUCGUCGUCGUCGCCUGAGCCGCCGCCUCAGAAGGAGAAGGAGAAGGAGAAGCAGCAGCGGCGGCUGGAGCGGCCGCCCAACGACGUGGUGUACCUGGGGCCGCUGUCGCAGCAGCACAAGCUGCUCAAGCGCAUCUCCAUCGCCAACACGCUGGUGGCCUCGGCCGCCGCGCCCGCCAUCGUGACGUGGGCCGACAACAUCUCGCUGGUGUCGCGCUACGGCCUGGCCACCAGCCUGGUGCUGUUCGGGCUCAUCACCACGGGUGCGCUGCACUGGGUGGCCCAGCCCUACGUGCACGAGCUGCGCUACACGGCCGCCAGCGGGCAGGUGGAGGUGCGCACCACCACACUGCUGGGCAACUCCAGGUGGAGUGUGUUCAGUGUGGACGACGUGCAGCCGCUGCCCUGGAACCGCCCCGUGGCCACCUUCAUGGCCAAGGGGCGCUUCUACUACAUCGACGUCUACUCCUUCCCGGAUGAGGCGCUGCUGAGGCGCCUCACGCCCGACGAGGACGACGUGCCGCAGGGCUACAAGGACAAGGAUGAUGAUGACGACUGAGCGGAAGCGGCGGAAGCAGUAGCCGAAGCAGCCGGCAGUAGCAGCCGGCAGUGGUGGAGGUGGACGCACGUUUCCCGUUGGGCACAUGUGGUAGCUGUAGGGUUAGCGGCGGCGGCGGCGGCCGCGGACAGGUCGGAGCGGCGCAGGCCCCCGGCCAUUGCGAAUGUCUGGCUGGGAGGUGAGGUAGGGGAGAGCCACGCAGCUGGACGGGUGAGGCCGGGUGAGAGCCACGCAGCUGGACGGGUGAGAGGCCGGGUGAGGACGGGUGAGAGCCACGCAGCUGGACGGGUGAGGCAGAUUGACCAUGUUGGCGUGUGUGUGUGUGUGUGCCUGCGGGGAUUGGAAAUGAGUUGGGCGCCAGGGCACAGCGCCAGGGCCGGCGGGCGCAGGGGUCGCAGGAGGGGUGCAUCAAGCUGCGCGGUUAAGGACGGCAGGAAAGGUUUGCUGAGAGGCAUACCGCCCCCCCAAAUGCACGCUGCCUGGCUCUUCACCAGUGUGCCACAGCCGUUUUGGGGCGAAGGCAUUGAGGGCGACGACAGCGGAGGGCAGGGCGUGGGGCAGGGUCGGAGAGCAGAUGGCUAGACGGCCCGCACGCCCUUGCGUUCGUUGCGUACACGGCGUCGCGUGCAUGCACGUGCGGGGCUUGUCGUGGGCUGCACGGUAUUAUCACUGGAGUGGCGAUUUUUACGCUGCUGUAGUCCAUUGCGUAACUGAGGUUGCACAAUGUUGAGGCGUGGAGGCCGUUGGUGGGGGGGGGGCGGUUCUGCGCUAUAGGCCGGUGGGCACGAAGGGCGGCACACAGGAUGUUGCGUGUGCAUCGGCAAGCUGUGCCCGCAGUUCUUGUUUGUUGCACAAUCAAUGCGUGUACAAUGUAUGUGUGUAUUAGCUAUUAAGUAACGUCAUUGACACAAGAAAGCAGUGCAUCGGCCAAGGCAUCGGCCACGACGAGGGCGCUGAGCUGGAC
Chlamydomonas reinhardtii is the source of this 2148-nucleotide messenger RNA. RefSeq lists its product as uncharacterized. The record is from RefSeq and is a predicted model, not a curated record. Lineage: Eukaryota; Viridiplantae; Chlorophyta; Chlorophyceae; Chlamydomonadales; Chlamydomonadaceae. The transcript is spliced from 6 exons. Gene Ontology annotation, biological process: mitochondrial proton-transporting ATP synthase complex assembly. Bases 183 to 1184 code for a protein of 333 amino acids. Gene Ontology annotation, cellular component: mitochondrial membrane.